AUGAUAACGACUACAAAUCAACAACCGAUUCUCAGAAUUAUUCAUUCGCCCCUCAUGCCCAAUCCUUCUAAAGUGAGGUCUUUACCAUUCACUUGGGAUGAGACGAAGACUAUAGUUGAAACAAACAAACUUGAGCUAUUUGCCAGAUCCGAGGAGCAAACAGAGAAGUAUGCUAAAUUUAAGGCGGAGCUAAAGCGGAACCACACAACAAUAUUCAAACAUUUGUUGAUUGCCGAACUAAAUUGGUAUGACAAGGCUUUGAAUAAUGGUAUCGAUAAAAGUGACAUCAAUCUAUUGGAUGACGCAGUCAUCAAGUUUCAGCCAAAAUCAAAGCAUUUAUUCACGGAAGCUAGUGACCUAAAAAUUCUUCCAAACCAUUUCCCAUACUAUUUUCAAGAAGGAAUAUCACAUCUAUGUGUUUGGUCUAAGCUAGUAAUAGAAAAUGAUCCGGAUUCACAAAAGGGUGAUAUUAGCAAGGCAACCCGAAAUCUAAUUUGCAAGUACGUAGAAAAAACUUUCAUUGAGGGUCUUGGAAUUGAUAGAGAAAAUGUUGUAUGGUUCAGAAAUUGGGGAGCACUUCAAAGCGUGAAAGGAAUCAGUCACAUUCAUGUGUUAGUGAAAGGCUUCACGAGCGAGCAGUUGAACAAAGUUUUAUAUACUCCCGGUGCUCCAUUGACUGAAGCCGAGUAUGAAGAAGUUCAUAAUGAGAAAUAG
Molecule: messenger RNA, 714 nt
Organism: Priceomyces carsonii
Lineage: Eukaryota; Fungi; Ascomycota; Pichiomycetes; Serinales; Debaryomycetaceae
Gene: GIG1
Product: Gig1p
Exons: 1
Coding region: 1-714 (237 amino acids)
Biological process (GO): N-acetylglucosamine metabolic process
Cellular component (GO): cytoplasm
Source: RefSeq, a predicted model, not a curated record